Molecule: messenger RNA, 1054 nt
Organism: Cuscuta campestris
Lineage: Eukaryota; Viridiplantae; Streptophyta; Magnoliopsida; Solanales; Convolvulaceae
Source: the annotation of a GenBank genome assembly
CGUGGACUAGUCCUCUAGGUGGUUUGGGGAAGGGGAAAAGUGGGGUGGCCUAAUCGUCCGGCCGAGAAAGGCGAGGCCUAGUCGUCGUUUAGUAGCGACUAGUCAGAGAAGAAGAGCCCAACCCGAUCCCAAUCCGACCCAUGACUGAUCCGAAUUUCAUUAAAUAAGCUGUAUUAAAUAUUACCGGAUAAAUUCCGUAAUCCAAUAACGAUUCUCUCGCACGGCCGAGGUCUAUCCUUCCUCAUCGAUUGAAGAUUUGAAGCAGAUCUGGAUUCAAAUUUUUUAUCUUCCUCUUCAUCGCAUCUUGAUCGGAUGGAGAAGAAGAGACCAACCCGGUAUUCCUCUUCAUGGCACGAUUCAGAACUAAUGGGAGAUAAUAACGUUCGUGAUUAUGAGGAUUCAUCGAAGAACCCCAAACGAAGAACCGGCUCUAAUGAUGCCAUAUGGAAAUAUAGGUUUUGGCCAAAUAUGAACAACAAAAAUCUUGUGGAAUGCACAUUAUCCCACAAACAAAUCAAUUGUGACAUAACGUUGGAUGAUGAUAUUUGAUAACUCAAAACGAGAAGUUAGAUAUUAAUAUGUUCUUUGACUACUUUUUGUGCUUAUUAUCCUUGUUGGAUAUUUGUUCUAAGUACUCUUUGGUAUGUGACUUUAUGUGUUAUUUUUAAACAUAAUUUUGCUUUGCUAAUGCCCCCACUGCAAUCUGGGAAGGACACCAUGUUUAAAGAUUGUCUCAGCCUCUGCACUUCAGAGUUGAUCAUCUGGGUAUUCAUUUUCUUCAUCAAACACUGCAUUUCAGCAUAUCAGAUUUUUCUGCAAAUCUUCUUGCUCUGUUUCCAUUCAGACAGAACCAUAACCCAAAGUUUAUUUCCAUUCUUUCAAAAACGAUAUUUUCCUUCUUAAACUAUACUCCAAAGUAUCUAUUAAAUUUGGAGUAUCUUCUUUAAUAAACGAUGUCAAACUCUUUUUAAAACGAGUAUUUAUUAUGGAGUAUCUUCUUUUUAAAGCUAAGCACUUCCAUUAUGAAAUUUCGUAAUGAAAUUUUCAUCAUUUA